Molecule: messenger RNA, 1098 nt
Organism: Penicillium robsamsonii
Lineage: Eukaryota; Fungi; Ascomycota; Eurotiomycetes; Eurotiales; Aspergillaceae
Exons: 1
Coding region: 1-1098 (365 amino acids)
Source: RefSeq, a predicted model, not a curated record
AUGCGUCACUUCGAUACCUGGGUCCUUCGUGACCCCUACUCUAUCUGGCACUACUAUCCAACCGGUCAUCGCUGGCGCGAUACCGUCCGCGAUUUAAUCCAAUCGCGCGCCAUUUGCUCCCCAGAGAAUAAUCUCAACCCUCCUAUAGACUGGAGUCCACCUCAAUCUCAACAAUCUCCCCUCCUCCGCCUCCCCGCCGAAAUUCGCCAAAUAAUCUGGUCCUACGUCUUCACCAAUUCUCCUAUCCCAAAUACCCAAACCAUUCACUUAGUUCAAUUAAAAGGCAAAAUUCGACAUGUUCGCUGUCCAACUCUUCAAAAUUCCCAGAACCCACCAAAUCACCCAAACCCUUCCUUAACCCAAAAUCGCCACUGUUGCCCCACAACCCCAGCCCGCUGGCGCAUCUACGACGGCCGUGUCCCAGGACACAGCGACAGACUCCUCUACCCACAUACCCACUCCCAUCUCCCUUUAACACUAAGUAAUAGCAAUACCGCCUUGCUACGUGUCUGUCGCACCAUCUAUUUCGAGGCAGAGACGAUACUCUACCGAGCCUCGCAAUUCGAUGUCGACGAUUUAUACACUUUUAUUGCAUUUGUGACGUCGUUGUCGCCUACUGCGCGUGCGGCGAUUUCGAGACUCACAGUGCAAUGGAUGCCGAUCUGGGUGCCGAUGGCCGGGUUGGAUCAUAAGGGGUCUAUCUACGCGCAUACGCAUAGUGAUGAGCUGUGGGUUAGGUUUUGGGAGGUGGUGGCCUCGUUAGAAGGGUUGAGGGUGUUGGGGUUGAGUUUGGAUUUGGGGAGGUUUACCAGUAUUGUGGGGAGUACGGGGGAGGCGGUGGUUUCCGGUCAGAGAAUUCCCUUUGGGAUUCAGGAAGGGUGGGUGAAGCCCAUUCUGAGGGUUCGGGGGGUGAAGGAGUUUGAUUUGGCCGUUACGGCGAGAUGUGAUUUGCUUGCUAAAGGGGUGGUUGAGGGGGAGUUGGUGAGGGAUGUUGGGCUUUUGAGGGAGCAAUUGAGAGGGUUGUUGUCUGGGCCGAGGGAGAGGGUCAAGGGGAUGGAGAGGAAGAGGAAGAUUAUACUGGCUAUUACUGCUGCUUGA